Messenger RNA from Belonocnema kinseyi, 4175 nucleotides. RefSeq names its product protein fem-1 homolog CG6966. The coding region runs from base 431 to 2311 and encodes 626 amino acids. Gene Ontology annotation, molecular function: protein binding. NCBI's taxonomy places the organism in Eukaryota, Metazoa, Arthropoda, Insecta, Hymenoptera, Cynipidae. The record is from RefSeq and is a predicted model, not a curated record. The transcript is spliced from 8 exons.
AGUGUUCUGGUUUUGGUUUUUGUGGAGAAGUCGCUGAGAAGUAGCGAUUGGUGGUGCCCUCUGGUUGCAAAUCUGUCAUUUCAGAAUAGUGAAUAGAGUUUCGUGACGCCCAUCUGGUUGGUGCUGGCAUGAUUUUAGUACGUGUGUGCAUCUUGAAAUUACUAUUAACGGUGUUCUGCGUUCUUGAAAGACGAAAAGUGUUUGAAAAAUACGAGGAAAGUCGGCACACUUUUAUUUACUGUGAACCGUUUAACGUGGGGCAGAUAAUUUGUCUGCUUUGCUAGUUCACCACAUAAUUAGGUUAGGAGUGAGAGGAGAAAGAAAACGAUCUCUUAAUUGGAACACAGAAGGGCAGACAAAGGAGUAACACAAACAAGUUGCACACGAGGAUUCUCGUGUUGCUGGGUUAACGCAUUCGGAUUAUGAAAUAAUGGAUGUUUUGAGUAUAGUUUACAACUCUGCGAGGGAUGGAAGACUCAGGCGACUCAAGGCGUUUCUGGAUCACCGACCAAAAGAUGAGGUAGGACAAAUAGUUGGCGCCAAAACUCAUGGCGCCACCCCUUUGGUAAUGGCAUGUCGAAAUGGACAUUACGAUGUGGCAGAGUAUCUCAUUGAAAAAUGUGGAGCAGAUGUUGAACAACCAGGAUCUGUGGUUUUUGAUGGGGAAACAAUAGAAGGAGCACCACCAUUAUGGUGUGCUGCUGCAGCUGGUCAUCUUUCAGUAGUAAAACUUCUGGUGAGAAGAGGUGCCAAAGUCAAUUCUACUACAAAAACGAAUUCGACGCCACUAAGAGCUGCCUGUUUCGAUGGAUAUUUUGAAAUCGUUAAAUUCCUGGUCCAACAUGGUGCAGACAUUGAAGUGGCAAACAGACAUGCCCAUACUUGCCUGAUGAUAGCCAGUUAUAGAGGUCACAUAAAAAUUGCAAAGUUCCUACUCUCCCUGAAAGCAGAUGCCAACCGAAAGUCAGUUAAAGGGAACACGGCUUUGCACGAUUGCGCUGAAAGCGGUUCCCUGGAGAUUCUGAAGGUCCUCGUCGAACAUGGAGCCCGGAUGGAUGUUGACUCCUACGGAAUGACUCCGCUUUUAGCAGCAGCCAUAACAGGUCACACACACAUAGUCGAACACCUCGUGGGGAUGCCGCAUUUAGUUUCUCGAAAGGAAAGAAUAGACGCCCUCGAGCUUUUAGGUGCCACCUAUGUUGAUAAGAAGCGAGACAUGAUCGGCGCCCUAGAAUUCUGGAAACGAGCCAUGGAAGAAAGAUACCGAGGAGACGGUCCCGUGAUACAAAAACCGGCUCCUCCGUCUGGAGUCGCAGCCUACGAUUUUGCCAAGGAAAUCUCCGAUCCAGAAGCAUUGGAUGAGUUGCUUGCAGAUCCCGAUGAGAUGAGAAUGCAGGCUCUGGUGAUCAGAGAACGGAUACUUGGACCAGCCCAUCCGGACACUAGUUACUACAUCCGAUAUCGAGGAGCUGUUUAUGCGGACGCUGGCAAGUUCAAUCGGUGCAUCGAGCUCUGGAAUUAUGCCCUCGAUAUGCAACAAAGCAUGCUUGAGCCUCUCAAUCCGAUGACUCAAGGAUCUCUCUUUAGUUUUACGGAGCUUUUCAGUUUUAUGAUCGGUGACGAAGGAAAGCAAACGAGCAGAGGGCGCAGGGUGCCUCCUGUUCAAAGGGAAGACCUAAUAAGAGUCUUCAAGAAAGCGGUACUAGAGGUUAAAUUAGGCAAACAGAUGUUGGACAAAAUACCAACGUGCGAACGUGAUUUGACCUACUUAAAUCGCGUUUUAGUCAUCACUCUUCAUCUCGCUUGUCUGCUAACUCGGGAAACUCCGAAAGUUGAAUCUGAAGAUCAUACGGAGUUGCACAGAGCCAUUUAUGAACUUGUGAAAAUCAACGCCAAGGGCAAACAGGGUCGGGAUGCAUUGCAGCUGACUCACAGUAAGGACGCUGCUCUCGUCGGUGGUUAUCCUGCCUGUGAAUUUCCAUCGCAACACCUAACCCAGGCUCUUUUAAAAGUCGGUGCCGACGUGACUGCAAGGGAUUCUGAUGGUAAUACAGCUCUACACCUCGCAGCUCUUUCACAGCCAUGGCGUACCGAUUUGGCGACAACUUUACUCGAAGCCGGAGCUCAUCUGGAUGCCGUGAAUAACGAGGGCAAAACCUUCGAAAUGCUCUUAAACGACAAGACUCGAUUUAACUCCGUGAAUCCUCUCAAGUACACAAGCCUCACUUGUCUUGCAGCUAGAGUCGUUUGGAGAACCCAGCCAAUCGACAGGGUUCCAAAGCAUCUUCGGAAUUUCGUUCAAAUGCACUAGCAAAACGUGCAGUGUCUUGAUAGCUAAUUUCUGCCGUGAAACAGCAGUGAUUUUAUUAUUUUACUUAUCUGCGACUUCACCACGUAUCUCCCCAACGAACUCAGUUCAAGUAGAGGGAUACAUUAAUAAAAUAUGAAAAUUUAAAGAUCAUUUUUUAAUUUAGCAAUGAGGCAGUAGGAUUCUAGUUUUCAAAACACCUCGUGCGUCGUUUCUCUCUCAUUUUCGAGUGAAGAACUGCGAGUCUUCGAAAAGACUGGACUAUUAAUUGCGGUCGUGGCUGAAAAAUCUAGACCUUGAGUAUAUCGUGCGAAGCAUCGACUUUAUCUAAGGGGUAGGUACAUAAUUUAGAAUUUUGAUGUAUAAAGAUUACAAGAAAAUGCAAAUCAAUGCAAACGAUUGCUAGUUGACAUGAUUGUACACUUUUAAAUGUGAAGCUGAAGAAAUAACAAUUUUAACCCAAGCACCUUUCAGUGAAUUCAAAUGUUUAUAAUUGGAAAUGUGUUCAGUUCAUAACACUAACAUUUUAAAAUUUGACAAAUAUUUAUAAAUGCUUACAUUUUUAAUUAUUACACUUUUGCGAUUGCAACGGCUCAAUUUGGUACACGUGUGAUGUAGAAAUGUUAAAUUUUGUAUGUUGCCAGGUUAGAAAUUUAGACAUUAUGUUUGACAGCUUUAAACGUGAGUUAAAAUUUUUUUUUCGAUUUUCGAAAUCUUUAAUUAAAAAAAGAAAUUUAAUCUAAAAUGAUGAAAAUUGAAAACAGUUCCUAGCAAAGCUAAAGCUAAAGUUGUGUAAUUUGUCUAUCCCUAGAGUUUGUUUUCACUCUUAGCGAAUUAUCUUCUGGUAUGCUUGUUUUUUUUUCAUCUUUUAAAUCAUUUUUGUAUGUUUGUCUUUUUUUAAUCAGCCCACUAUAAUUUAUUUCAGAAUAGGACUCGGCUCCUCUGUACCACUGUAUACACGAUACAUGCGUUUUGUGUAUAUCAAUGCCUCCAGUCAAUAUGAGCCUAUCUGCUGCCAGCGCCGUGUAUGAGACUAUUCACAAUUCUUAUGCACAGUGUAUAGUUUCAUUAAGCUGUCAGCAGAUACUAGUUUUGCAUUGAGGCGUCGAUAUGUAUGUCCUUUCUUCAUUAUUGUGAAUUAUCAAUGAACGCAUGCCUACAAAACUCUUUAAAAUGUUCUCGACGACGAUGCAAAUUUAAAUAACGAAUAGGGUAUGGGGUAUUUAACGGGACUGUAUGCUCGCCUAUGCAUAAAUUCUACGAUAUUGAUACUUAAUCAACGGUCUCGGAAGUGUAUCUCAAAUUUAAAGUCGUAUACUUCUGCAGUUUGGAAAAUAUGUUUCAUUCAGGAACAGUGAGCGGUUUAAUGACUGGACGAUAAUAAUUAUAAGCAUGCUACGAUCCAUUGAGUGAAUAAAAAAAAGUGAUCAAUAUUUGUGUGCACCAAUUCGCUCAAUUAAUGUUGGAAAUGUUGAUAAACGAAUCGAAGGACGAAUCGACACUACGAAAAAUUUAUCUUCGAAUUGGAAAAGGAAGACGCCCUUAAUAUUUGCGUGACACUGAUACCUUGAUUUGAAAUGUGAUAAAACAAACAUAGAUAUAAAUAUACACAUACACAUUAUUAUAUAUAAAAAUGCGCGCAGUGUUCCGUAAGUAAGGUACGUUUUUCUUUUUUUGUAAAGAUCGGAUAUUAUUGCCAGAAUCCGUCGACAAAAACAUUCGAUGAAAUCAAAUGUUUGUAGGGAAAUUUUAUUAUAUUAUUAGAGUUUCCGGCCUUUACAGACAGAAUAGUACCUUGCUACAUUUAGUCCAAUCGAACUGUUUUAUAAUGUAAAGAUUGUGAAAAUAUAAGUGCGAUGAAAAAUUA